Theobroma cacao (cacao) is the source of this 2486-nucleotide messenger RNA. RefSeq names its product OBF binding protein 4 (gene OBP4). The record is from RefSeq and is a predicted model, not a curated record. NCBI's taxonomy places the organism in Eukaryota, Viridiplantae, Streptophyta, Magnoliopsida, Malvales, Malvaceae. Gene Ontology annotation, molecular function: DNA binding; DNA-binding transcription factor activity. Gene Ontology annotation, biological process: regulation of DNA-templated transcription.
UACUAGAAGAUAUGCAAAGGGAUAUUUGUCAGACAAGUUCAAAAACUAUUCUGUGUGCUUUUUUCCUCUCACAAGCUCUUCACUGACGUGAUUUUUUUUUUUUCUGGUUUCUUGAAAAACUUCUCUGGAAUCUGUGUAUAUAAAAACUCAAAUAAAUAUACCGGAUUAAGUUCCGAGUUUCCGACAAAUUCGCUUUCAUUUUUUUUUGUUGGAGCGAAAUUGUUGUGAGUAAUGCAAGACAUCCACACGAUCGGAGGUGGCCGUAUAUUCAACGGCGGAGGAGGAGGAGGAGGCGGCGGCGGAGGAGACAGAAGGUUACGACCGCACCACCACCCAAACCACCAAGCACUCAAGUGUCCACGCUGCGAUUCUCUCAACACAAAAUUCUGUUAUUACAACAACUACAACCUCUCUCAGCCACGUCAUUUCUGCAAGAGCUGCCGUCGUUAUUGGACAAAAGGCGGCGUCCUCCGUAACGUCCCCGUCGGCGGUGGCUGCCGAAAAGCCAAGCGCUCGAAAACCAAACCUUCAUCCGAAACCACCACAGCAGCAGCAGCAGCGGCCGCCGUCGUACCGCCACAGCCACAGCAGCAGCACCGUGAUCAACGUAAAGCGAAUUCUCUUUCUAGCAGCGAGAGUUCGAGUCUUACUGCAGCCAAUUCUAACGUUGCAGUGACUAAUAAUAAUAACAAUAACGACAACGACAACAACAACAAUAAUAGUUCUGCUGGUGGCACUGCUGAGGCGGUGUCGGCAGUGACAUCUCAUUCUAACUUGAUAAAUGUAAGCGAGUCGAAGUUUUAUGGAAACCCUAAUAAUUUAGGGUUCGAGCCUGGAUUGCUGGAACAAGGAUCGGACUGCGGGAUAUUUUCGGAGAUUGGGAGUUUUACGAGCUUGAUUACUUCAUCAAACAACGAAACUUUGUCGUUUGGUUUCAGUACGGUAUUAAAUGGGCAAGGACUUGAGCAAGGGCAGUGGCAGCAGCAGCAAAAGAUGAUGAGUAUAGGAGGGGAGGAAAUCAGCGGGGGAUUGCUUGAUCGGACGGUGCAGGUUGAGCUAUCAAAUUUGCAUAGCAGAUCGGAGGGUGAGGGCUCUGGAGGAUUUGGACCGUUGGAUUGGCAAGGGAGUGGAGAUCAAGGGUUGUUUGAUCUUCCUAACGCUGUUGAUCAGACGUAUUGGAGUCAGAGUCAGUGGACUGAUCAAGAUCAUCCUAACCUCUAUCUCCCCCAAAACAGCAUCGCUUUAUGGCUUGAAAAUGUGCCACGUCACCAUGAAACAAGGAAAACGGUGACGAUAAUUGCAAACGGCGGUGUUGUUGAUUUUGACGAAGAGAAGAGGGGAAGGGAAGGGAUGGGGAAAUGUACGGAUAAAGAGGUAGUGUUGAGCGUACUACUCCUAUGUAAGAUGUUGGUUGGGAAGUUGUUUUUUUGGUGGGGCCCGGAAAGGUAGUGACUAGUCCCAUGCGCGAUUAUGACUCCACGUGGCGGUGGUGAGACACCGGGGAUUGUCUUAAUGCGUAGGGCCACGUGGAUUAAACCUCGGGGAGGGUCGGGUCGAAACUCUUGAGUGCUACACAGGGUAGAUCGAUGGGGAUGUGAAAACCGGGAUGUAAAUCGGCGAUGGUGAUGGUGACGAAGACAAUGAUGUGGCGAUUGAGGUGGGUGGUGGUGGUGGUUGUUACUGGCAAACUGGGGAUGGGUGGGUCCAGGGCAUGUGCAGAAGUGGUCUCGCCAGUCUCACCCCCGUAUGGCCAUACGAGUCAUGUAUCAGUUUGGGUUCUGGAGUCUGAUGCGAUCCUCACCAUUUCCCAGGGCCCUUUGAUUUUGAGCAGAGAUUUUCUGGGAAGCGAGUUUGCCGUACCACAUUGGCACAUUGUUUUUAGUUUAGCUUUAGUUCAAUGCCCAACCUCUAAAUGGAUGAUGAUUGAUGAUGGAAUGGAAUUCAGUGUUUUCUUCUUAUCUUUUCAUCAUUGCUUAGAUGUUUGCCCACAUCAAAUGUGGUUUUCGGACCUUGGACUCUAGGGUAAGGUGUGGCGGUUGGGGCGGGGGUGGUAAUUUAGGUGAGGGAUUUGAUGUGGUCCUUUUGGGGAUAUUGAUCUUUGCGAUGUUAGGGCACUUGGGGGUUGAGCAUUGGUGUGGUCCCUUUUUGGCUGAAACAAUGAUAGAAGCUUUCAUGGGGCUUGAUCUGAAGUUCUGGGUACAAGUUUGAAGGAGAUUGGGGUUUGCUACAAAGUCUAAAUGUAGGGGGUUGUCAUUCAUCAACUUGGCUACUAGGAGGGGUCAGGGCAUGAGGCUGGACCACCACUGGUCCUGGUCCUCUACUGUCCUUCUAGUUUGGCCAAAUCCUGCUGCUGCUGAUAGGGCCGGUGGUCAGUCAAAGUUUCCAGCUGAAAACUACCAUUGCAUAAUCGAAACAUACUUUUUCAUUUUAUCUCAAUCUCGAUUAAUUGUAAAUGAUCCUUCAUUAUAUGCUCUUCUUAUCUGUUG